CUCAGGGGGCUGAAAAUGCUUUUCCUCCACCAUUUAGUCAUUGCUUGUCCUACUUUUCUGAAGUCAAGAAGUACUCACAUAAAGAGCAACUUGUUCAGUGACAGAAAAGGUCAUUUCUACUGGCCAAGCACUUGGAAAGGAGACAGGAAGCAUAUUAUUUUUGAAAGCUGAGAGAAUUCGAGAGCAUCGCGGAGAGCAGCUGCCAGCAGAGAUGGGUUCUGCCUCCUCCAGCUCCCAGUUCACCUCCAGCCGACUGCUCGCUCUGGCUGCCCUGGCGCUCGUCCUACUGGUGUGCCUGGGGCCAAAUGGCACAAAAGGAAAUAAACUCAAGCUCAUGCUUCAAAAACGAGAAGCAUCUGAUCCAACUAAGACAGAAGUUUCAGUAGGUGAAAGCAAAGCAAAGGAAUUUUUAAGCAGCAUGAAACGCCAGAAACGCCAGCUGUGGGAUCGAAGUCAACCAGAUGUACAGCAGUGGUACCAGCAAUUUCUCUACAUGGGUUUUGAUGAAACUAAAUUUGAAGACGAUAUUAAUUAUUGGAUAAACAGAGGUCGAGAUGGUCAUGACUACUAUGGAGGUUAUUACCAGCGUCAUUAUGAUGAAGAUGCUGCUAUUGGGCCUCGGCAUCCCCACACUUUCAGGCAUGGAGCUAGUGUCAACUAUGAUGAUUAUUGAGUGCCUUUUCUGAUGUUCUGGUUAAGACACCGGGGUUUUGUUUUUGCGUAAAUUUGCCUAACUGGAUUGUUGUGAGGAUCAAAGGCAAUAAUUUGUGUGUAAAGUACUUUGUAAACCAUAAGCAUCAUUUAAAUGUGAGCUAUUAUUAUUUCUAUUUUACCAGUGCAUUUUGAAAAGAUUUUUAUUUGGUAAUAAAUUUAGUCAUUGCCAAACCCCCCCAAAAAAAAAAAAUCUUGUUCAUGUUCUCCUAUAAGUUCAACCCUGGAGGUCCACUUCAUAUAUUAGAGGCCUUCUCCAUUUUUUCCUGUCACAGGAAAAAAUGAAAUUAUGCAAAAAGUCUAAAUAAUUUGAUUUAAAAAAAAAACAACUAUUAAGGCUGGUUCAGAGAAUGCUAAAGGUCUUAGAGCAGUAUCUUAAGACUACUCUAAGACUUUUGGGAUACUUUAUUGACUUUAAAGAAAUUAUUUGCUUCUGUGUCCCUAUUUCUUGUGUGCAUCUUUUUAUCAGAUUUUGUUGCUAUUUUUUUUAAAGAUAAAUAUAAUCAUAGUCAGCAAGGAUUUUGUUGUUCUGAUAUUGUAUUCUUCAUUCUACAUUUCUUUCUAUAGAUCUUGCUAUGUUUGUAUUCUUAUAUUUGGCACAAUAAUCUAUUCUGAUGUAUUUUCUAACUCCCCCUAUAUUUCUAUUUUAUUUUAAUCCAUAUAUAUCUUUCUCUUUAUGAUUCUAAUGCAAUUGUUAAAGAACAAUAGAAAUGUCAUCUGAAGUUUGAUUGUAUGUAGGUAUGUAUUGAUAAACUCUAUAUUAUGCUAGAAAUAAACUCUUAUUUUAAAAAUG
This is a messenger RNA of Sarcophilus harrisii (Tasmanian devil), 1504 nucleotides long. It is a transcript of the gene ECRG4, whose product is annotated as ECRG4 augurin precursor. The transcript is spliced from 5 exons. Bases 212 to 673 code for a protein of 153 amino acids. Gene Ontology annotation, biological process: central nervous system development; regulation of cell population proliferation; anaphase-promoting complex-dependent catabolic process. Lineage: Eukaryota; Metazoa; Chordata; Mammalia; Dasyuromorphia; Dasyuridae. The record is from RefSeq and is a predicted model, not a curated record.